Molecule: messenger RNA, 1107 nt
Organism: Closterium sp. Yama58-4
Lineage: Eukaryota; Viridiplantae; Streptophyta; Zygnematophyceae; Desmidiales; Closteriaceae
Source: the annotation of a GenBank genome assembly
AUGGAGUCCAGCGGCGUGUGCCGUGUUCAAGACGUGCUGUCUCCCGUUCCGCGUCGCCUGCUAUUCUCGAGUUCAAUGCGCCGUUUCCUGUCAUUGAAGGGAUAUCGCAACGGUCGUCGCUCGAUGUGGGGUUUUCCGCUCAACAUGACGCUCGCCAUCGCCAUCCUCGCGCUCCUGCCGCUUCUGCUCGGCGUCAGAGCGGACGAGGUUCAUCUGUCGAAUCGCGCUAUCGCGUAUCAAAUCUGGCCCGGAGGCGGCGGCGCGUUUAACCCGGGAGGUGACAGCGGAGGGGGAAGCAGCAGCGGAGGGGGAACCAGCAGCGGAGGGGGAACCAGCAGCGGAGGGGGAACCAGCAGCGGAGGGGGAAGCAGCAGCGGAGGGGGAAGCGGCGGCGGUCAAAGAAGCGGCAGCGGAGGCGGCAGCGGCAGCGGAACUUUCCCAGGUGGUGGUGGCACUGGAAGCGGCGGUAACCUCUUCCCGUCCCCCCAGUCCCCUUCUGGUGGCAGUUCCCCUAGCAACCCUCCCUCGUCCUCAUCACCUCCUUCCUCCGGCAGCCCCCCGAAAUCCUCCUCUCCGCCCGUGCAAUCGUCUCCUCCGGCCGACCAGUCUCCGCCUACCUCGUCGUCGUCCUCCCCUCCCGUUAAUCGGUUCAAGACAGGUCCCCCGUUUGGCCCGCCUAAGGCUCCGGAUUUCCAAGCGCCCCAGUCACCGCCAUGGCAGUUCCCGCCUUAUCAAUCCCCGCCCAUUCCACAGUCCCCGCCGAUUCCACAGUCCCCGCCCAAGCAGUCACCGCCUAAAGAGUCUCCGCCCAAGCAGUCCCCGCCCAUGCAGUCCCCGCCGCAGCAGUCCCCCCCCAUCCAGUCCCCUCCCAAACAAUCCCCUCCCAAACAGUCCCCGCCCAAGGAAUCCCCGCCCAACUCUCCACCCGUUUAUCAAUCUCCUCCCAACUCCCCACCCGAUUGGUCGUCCCCUCCUCAUUCGCCUCCGUUUUCCCCUUCACCCUCCUUGUCCCCGCCCCGAGCUUCCCCCCCUAAGAAGUAUACAAACUCGUCUCCUCCUGCGCAACCUCCACCCUCUCUCUUCCCCGCACCAUUCCCACCGUCCUAG